AAAGCCCUUGGCCAGCCCGGGGGGCGCGUGGCCACAGGCUCUCCAUGGCGGCGCCUGCCCGGAGGCGGCUGCGGCCGGCGAAGGCGGGGCCGAGGCGGGGCAGGAGGAGGCCGUCGGGCCGGGCGGGGGCAGCAUGGCCGGGCGGGGCGGCGGCGGCGGGCAGGUCGGGGCGGAGGGGCAGGGCGCGGGGCGGAGGCGGGGGCAGCUGCUGCUGCUGCCGCCACCGCCACCGCAGCGCCGCCGGCCUCCCGAGCAGCAUGCGCCUCCUGCUGCAUCCCCCUGGCUGCGCCCCGUGCAGAGCCGCGCCUGGGAGGCCCGAGCCCCGCAGCUCCCGGAGGGCGGGUGGCGCCGGCCCGCGAUGGGGGAGCCGGCGGGGGGCUCGCCGGGGCGCCGGGGCGCGCGCUGGGUGCGCGGGUGGGCGCGCUGCUGCUGCCGGCGCGCGCCCCCCAGGCGGCAGUGGCGUCUGCUGGCGGCCGGGCUGACCUGCUGCACCGUGCUGGCCUUGUACGCCGCCAGCAGCCUGCAGGACCUGCCCCUGCUGCGGCGCCCCCGCGACGAGGAGGACGAGCCCCUCCGCGUGCUGCUGUGGUGGGAGCCCUUCGGGCGCAGCCGGCCCCUGGGCGACUGCCGGGCGCGCUACAACAUCAGCGGCUGCAGCCUCAGCACCAACCGCAGCCGCCCCCAGGAGGCGCACGCCGUCCUCUUCCACCACCGGGACCUCAUCCUGCACGGCGCGGAGCUGCUGCCCCGGGCCAGGACCCCCGCCCAGCGCUGGGUUUGGAUGAACUUCGAGUCGCCCACCCACACGCCCGGACUGCACGGCCUGGCCGGCGUGUUCAACUGGACCAUGUCCUACAAGGUGGACUCGGAUGUCUUCGUGCCCUAUGGGUACCUGCGGGCCAGGCAGGCACCUGCCCGCCUCAGCUUGCCCCGCAAGACCAAGCUGGUGGCCUGGGUCAUCAGCAACUGGAACGAGGACCAUGCCCGGGUCCGCUACUUCAACCAGCUGAAGAAAUACCUCCCCAUUGACAUCUACGGGGCCCAGGGCCUGGAGCUGAAGGACGACAGCGUGGUCCAGACCGUGGCGGAGUACAAGUUCUACCUGGCCUUCGAAAACUCCCAGCACCUCGACUAUAUCACGGAGAAGCUCUGGAGGAACGCCUUCAAGUCCAGGGCCGUGCCCAUCGUGUUGGGGCCCCCCAGGGCCAACUACGAGCUCUUCAUCCCCUCUGAUUCCUUCAUCCAUGUGGAUGACUUUGCCAGCCCCGGGCAGCUGGCCAUCUACUUGAAGUUCCUAGAUAAAAACAAGAGCAGGUACAGGAGAUAUUUCGCCUGGCGGAAAAGAUACGAGGUGCGGGUGACUUCGUUCUGGGACGAGCACUGCUGUCAGGUUUGCGAAGCUAUCAGGGCCGCGGGGAACCAACGCAAGACUGUUCAGAACCUGGCCAACUGGUUUGAGAGCUGACCCGGUUGGGCCGGCGAGAUGUCCACCGAGGGAAUCUUUCAGAGUAAAAAGAGAGAGAGAGAGCAAAAGAUGAUGGGCCUUCUCAGAUAUGACAUGCGAGGAGGGGGAAGGAAACUCUCAGGGUUUCGGUCUGAGGUGCGCUCACGGUGUCUGCUUCAGUCACCGCACUGUGAGUCACCCCAUAUUGUUGCCUUCCUUCCUCGCUGUUGUGCAACAUGCUCUAGCCCAUAGGUGUCAAACUCGCGCCCCUCCAGAUGUUAUGGACUACAGUUCCCAUCAUCCCCUGC
Messenger RNA from Sphaerodactylus townsendi, 1752 nucleotides. RefSeq names its product fucosyltransferase 4 (gene FUT4). The transcript has a single exon. Bases 134 to 1465 code for a protein of 443 amino acids. The record is from RefSeq and is a predicted model, not a curated record. NCBI's taxonomy places the organism in Eukaryota, Metazoa, Chordata, Lepidosauria, Squamata, Sphaerodactylidae. Gene Ontology annotation, molecular function: alpha-(1->3)-fucosyltransferase activity. Gene Ontology annotation, cellular component: membrane.